UUAGUAGUAGUGGAUACCGUUAGUAAUAAGAAAAAAUUAUAGAAAUCCGUAAAGGGUGCGAUAUCAAUGUCUUGUAGUUGCUUCUUUUAAAAGGAAAAGAUUGCACAAAAUCCCUUGAAUAAGGUCGCGUUUGACCCACUUUCGAUCGUAUUUAACAUGGUACACCAACGCACUACCCGCCGAUCGCCCAGAACCCCAAAGGACUCGGGCACCGCGUCACCUGUGAAUGAUGAGAAUGAUUCAUCGCUUCACAAUCGACCGCAAGUGUCGAUAGGUGGGUUGCAAGGACUGGGAUUAAGAAGAACACCGAAGAGACGCAAGACAAGUCCGACAGAUGAUGACACUUCACCGCCAGUAUGCACGCGCAAACGGGCGCGUCAACAGUGUGGCGAAAUAGUCACGCCGUCUCGCAAACGAGACAAAUCACAUGAUACUACGGGAAAAUGCGAAGCUAUUGCAAGAAAUAUUGCCAGUAAAAAUAUGGAUGCAGUAUGUACGAGCGCAAGCAAGCGACAAGAAAUACAAAAAGAUGUACAAAUUGACCAACAGAGUGCAGCGAUGGCAGAUGCGGGUGGGCUGAGCGAUGGUGUGGGCCAGGGCGAAACUGUGGAUAUUCUCACGGCGAUGAAGAAAUCGCUGCACUCAUCGGCCAUCCCGGAUGCGCUGAUCGGGCGCGUAAAGGAAUAUAAACAGGUGCAAGACUUCUGGCACAACUGCUAUGCAAAAAAAUUAUCAGGAGCAUUGUAUAUCUCAGGGAGUCCGGGUACUGGAAAGACCGCCAGUGUGGAUAUGGUAGAGAAAGAAAUACACGCUUGGGAAAAGAAGCAGAAGAGGUCCAAAAGAAUGCUUGUGGUCAAGAUAAACUGCAUGUCCGUGAUAACACCGCGAGCCAUCUACACAGAGAUAUACACACAGAUCACGGGUGGGUGUGUACCAAUGGCAGGCGCCUCGGAGGCCGUAGAGGGUAUUCUUUGCCCUGAACCGGCUGACAGAGCCAAACUACCGAUGAUCACCGUAAUAGUAGACGAGGUCGAUGCGCUAUCCAGGAAUGACAAGAAUGUACUGUAUCACCUGUUCGAGCUGCCACAGCUCAAGCACUCGCGCUUAAUUCUCAUUGGCAUUGCGAACACCUUAGAUUUCACCGACAGACUAUUGCCAAGGCUAAGAGCCAAAUCUUGUGAACCGAUGUCAAUCGUUUUUAAUCCAUACACACGGGCAGAGAUUGUGGCCAUUUUACAAGGCAGAAUAUCAAGCGUGUCCGAACGAUAUGAGGACAAAACCGUUGUAGCCGACAAGAUGGCUGUGGAGUUCUGCGCGCGAAAAAUCUCAGCCACCUCCGGAGACAUUCGACAAGCGAUGGAGGUGCUGAGGAAAGCCGUUGUGGUGGCCGCUGAGCAGAGCAAAUAUAAAAUUAGCUGCCAAUCGGAAGGCACCCAGCCGACAACAGCUAGCACGCCGGCAAUAAAGGUGUCCGUUGGACAUGUCUUGGCCGUUUUCAAGGGAAACAGUAAUUCGGCUAUAGUGCAGAAAGUCAAGGGAUUGCCGUUACACCACUUGAUUAUUCUAUUAGUUUACACGACAUAUGUAAUAGAGAAUACCGCACACAAUGCAAAAAGGAUGACCGUGGGCAAGUUGCACGACACAUAUAGCAUAUGGUGCAGAGAAAAGAUCGGGGCGCCUGUAUCGAACACGGAUGUGACAGACAUACUCGAAAUGUUGCAGGGCAUGGGCAUUCUCGAUGUAGCCAGUCGUCCGGCGAACAUCCGGCAAAGGGAGAUCACGCUACGUGCUGACAUCAAGGACAUACGAAAAGGUGUUGCGCAUGACGAGAUCCUAAAGGGCCACAUCUUGGCAUAUGACCUGAAAACUGGCCGAACGCCACAGCCCACCACAUGAUCAGGUGUUCGGGGUUCGUAAAAGAUUGGAUUAUCAUGCGAAUGAUAUUGUAUGAUGCCAUAUUGGCUAUAAAUAUUCACGUAAGCGGAGGACGGACGUUCGAAAGCCUGAGUAGUCGUGCUGCACAGCGUGACCGUGCAUCAUAGUAGUUGAAACACGCCGUUACAAUCCAGCAGACUUUGGAUCUGAGGGCAGUGUGCCCAAACCACACGCCUAUCUACCGUGAAAUGCGAUCGCUGAUAGUGUAAGGAUAGUUGGCGCGGACAGACUGAAUGUGACCUCGUGAGCAAUGCGUGGGCUUGUCAUCGCAUUUCCGACAUAGGCCCUAUCAUGUUUGUGAGCGCAGAUGCGCUGUGAUACACAAUACGAUCCAAUGAGAAGCCGAGUCAUGUAUUGUAAUACUAGGAAGCUGCUGGUGGAUAUCCACCUUGUAUCCCAUCUGCAACGCAGUCGCCCUCCCCAAACUGGUACAAGGGAAUGUACGAGUGUACAAUAUCGGGUUUAAACCGCCGAACUUCACGACAAAGUGAUAGUGUACAAAGGAAACUAUUAUAUUUACAUUGUCUCCAAUUAGUAAAUAGUAAAGCUGAAGCCGGUUGUCAGUCCAAGGAGAUAAUCUACAAAAAAAUGAUCUACACAUUCAAUACUGCCCAACAAUUUGCAGAAAAUCCAAUUAUAAAUUUUUUAGGACCGGCCAUAUUAUAAAAGACCGA
Sphaeroforma arctica JP610 is the source of this 2609-nucleotide messenger RNA. RefSeq lists its product as hypothetical. Bases 157 to 1896 code for a protein of 579 amino acids. The transcript is spliced from 11 exons. The record is from RefSeq and is a predicted model, not a curated record. Gene Ontology annotation, biological process: DNA replication initiation; mitotic DNA replication checkpoint signaling; cell division. Gene Ontology annotation, molecular function: ATP hydrolysis activity; DNA replication origin binding. Lineage: Eukaryota; Ichthyosporea; Ichthyophonida. Gene Ontology annotation, cellular component: nucleus.